Adelges cooleyi (spruce gall adelgid) is the source of this 897-nucleotide messenger RNA. RefSeq lists its product as uncharacterized. Bases 1 to 885 code for a protein of 294 amino acids. NCBI's taxonomy places the organism in Eukaryota, Metazoa, Arthropoda, Insecta, Hemiptera, Adelgidae. The record is from RefSeq and is a predicted model, not a curated record. The transcript is spliced from 6 exons.
AUGAACAGACCGGGGAGACCGUGGAUGGACCGAGGAGAAAUCAAAACCGGCAAACUGCCGAUCGGUGGUGCACCCGAUAUAGGCAGCGUGGCUACCGGUAAGCUUGCGGUGUACGCCAAGAAAUUCGAGAUACUCAAAGAAGAGAUAGUCAGCUCCGGCAUGCUCAGCGAUUGCAUCCCGAUCGUCAUGGACCUGAUCACGUGCGAGCUCAAAGUGGACAAGGCUACCCGCAAGAAGCUGCUGCUGACCCUCGUCCAAAUGGUCGCUGCAUCGAACGCGGUGGUCAAGAGACUGGCGACCCUGUGGAAAGCCAACGUGCUCAUGAGGGAUCUGUUGAAAGUGAUGCGAGAACACGUUAUGACUCAGUACAAACACUAUCAGCUGUACGCGCACCACGCGGUGUCAGUGUUGAAAAUUUUGGCUCGAGUCAUGAAAAAGAACAAAAUCAAAGAGGGCGAGUUCAUCAACACCACGUAUGCGCUUGGGGGAGAUCAAUGUACGGUUCUGGACGCGCUCACGGUGCCAAUGCAAUACCUGUCGAAUAUGAAAAGGAAAUUCGACGACUUGGCGUAUUUGUUGCUGGAAGAAAACGAUAAGAUGUACUUGAACGAUAUACAAUUGUACAUGAAACAGGUUUUUAACAAACUCCAAAGCAAACUCGACGUCAUGUCCAAAGUAGUCGAUGACAUAUUUACGCAAUACGAGAACAGAUGUCAAAAAAAGAACAUAGCCGACGAAAAAUGGAAGAGAAUCAAGGAAAAAAUAAAGAAAAUAUUCGAAAGCGCAAUUGUCAAACCAUGUGUGUUUACUAUGAAUUUAUAUUUGAAUUAUUAUUUCCCCAGCGAAGAACAAAUAACCGAGUUAAUGAAAAAUAUUGCCAAAUAGAAAAAUGUUUUU